GGGUCGCCUCCGGGCAUUCCUCGCCGCUCCCGCUCUGGCCCUGGAGACAGCGACCUGAGAGUAGCGACUCCGGUUUGGGCGUCAUGUCUGACAAGCGGCCAUCAGCAGAAGCCCAAGCCCGGCGGCUUCCCGACUCCUUCACGGAUAGACCCAGUGCAGGCCUGGGACCUUGUGGAUGGAUUUUGGUGGCUGUAUCAUUCUUGUUCACAGUUUUAACUUUCCCGUUGUCAGUAUGGAUGUGCAUAAAGAUCAUAAAAGAAUAUGAAAGAGCCAUCAUCUUUAGACUGGGUCGCAUCUUACAAGGAGGCGCCAAAGGACCUGGUUUGUUUUUUAUUCUGCCAUGCACUGACAGCUUCAUCAAAGUGGACAUGAGAACUAUUUCAUUUGAUAUUCCUCCUCAGGAGAUCCUCACUAAGGAUUCAGUGACAAUUAGUGUGGACGGCGUGGUCUACUACCGCGUUCAGAACGCUACCCUGGCUGUGGCGAACAUCACCAACGCUGACUCAGCAACCCGUCUUUUGGCACAAACGACUCUGAGGAACGUCCUGGGCACCAAGAACCUUUCCCAGAUCCUCUCCGACAGGGAAGAAAUUGCACACAACAUGCAGACUACUCUGGAUGAUGCCACUGAUGACUGGGGAAUAAAGGUGGAACGCGUGGAAAUUAAGGAUGUGAAGCUCCCUGUGCAGCUCCAGAGAGCCAUGGCGGCCGAAGCAGAGGCGUCCCGGGAGGCCCGAGCCAAGGUCAUUGCAGCUGAGGGAGAAAUGAAUGCAUCCAGGGCUCUGAAAGAAGCCUCCAUGGUCAUCACCGAAUCUCCUGCUGCCCUUCAGCUCCGCUACCUUCAGACACUGACCACCAUCGCUGCUGAGAAAAACUCGACAAUCGUCUUCCCCCUGCCCAUAGAUAUGCUGCAAGGCAUCAUGGGGGCAAAACAGUGAGCCAUGCAGGCCGAUGCCGAGAUGAGCUCUUCCCUCCUAAGGAUGAAGUGGGGACCAAACCAGCCUUUAACCCAUAAGGAGGGAAUAGGGCGGGAACCUUGACUUUCCUCCCUCCCUUCCUCUUUCCGUAUGUUGAGUGUGAUGUUCUUAGAACGUGUAGUGCUCCUAGCCACAGAUGAAGGUUGUUAGCUUGUAAAUACUAUGUGAGAGUGAUGAUUUAUGUAAGGUAAUCUCUCACUCUAAAAUACUUAAAAGUUCGUAUUUUUAGAUUGUUAUGCGAUAGGUUAAAUCCAUCUUCUUUCGAAUCUCAUUGAGUCAUUCUGUGCCCUCUGUCAGCAGCCAGGCCAAAAGUAGGAAGGCAGACUAUCAUCCCAACCUGACACCCUGGCUGGACAAAUGUUUUGUAGAGAACAGUGACCUCGGGCUACAACCAGCUUCUCUGGGCCACAUGUGCCUUACUUCCGGGGAAUCUCAGCUAAGGCAAUUUUCCUAACAUCAGUUUACCUUCUAAACUCAAAUUGCCCUCCCCCCCCG
This is a messenger RNA of Kogia breviceps (pygmy sperm whale), 1472 nucleotides long. It is a transcript of the gene STOM, whose product is annotated as stomatin. NCBI's taxonomy places the organism in Eukaryota, Metazoa, Chordata, Mammalia, Artiodactyla, Physeteridae. Gene Ontology annotation, cellular component: plasma membrane. The record is from RefSeq and is a predicted model, not a curated record.